Messenger RNA from Lolium rigidum, 864 nucleotides. Its product is annotated as dirigent protein 24-like. Lineage: Eukaryota; Viridiplantae; Streptophyta; Magnoliopsida; Poales; Poaceae. The transcript has a single exon. Bases 1 to 864 code for a protein of 287 amino acids. The record is from RefSeq and is a predicted model, not a curated record.
AUGGUCAAGGUGGCGCUCUGUUUGAUGGUCGCGCUCGCUGUCGCGAGCUGCGCAUUCGCCGGCCGCGUCCUCGACGAGCAUCCCGCGGCGACUCCUCCGGUGCAGGCUCCUCUGCCGGUGGAUCCAUUGCAGGUGCCGACCGAGCCGUCUGCUGACCCAGUGGUGGUGCCAGUGCCCGCGCCCGCGCCCGCGGCGGCAUUACCUUUGCCAUCCAACGCCGCUGGCGCUGCAGGGGUAGCUCCCACUGCGGCUGAAGGUGUAACGGCAAACGACGGUGUGUCUGCGGGUGACCACCCGCCGCUGACGUUCUUCAUGCACGACAUCCUCGGCGGCGGCACGUGGCCGUCGGCGGCGCUAAUGGUGACUGGGAUGGUGGCGAGCGCCGCCGACCUGGGCAACGGCAACAGCGUCCUUGGAAGUACAUCCGUCAACCUCGUCGAGGACAACAGCAACAAUAACAUCCCCUCCGUCAACGCGGGCGACAUGCCGACCGGUGCCGCGCCCCAAAACGCCCUCUUCGGCACAACCACCAUCAUCGACGAAGACCUCACCGAGAGUCACGAGCUCGGCGCCGCGGUCGUUGGCAGCGCGCAGGGGUUCCACGUCGCGGCCUCGAAGGACGGCGCCAGCAAGACGGUCGUCCUGACGGCCAUGUUCGGCGGUGGCGAAGUGCACGGCGACACGCUCAGCUUCGUCGGGGUGCACCGGAUGGCGGCGUCAGCGUCCCACGUCACCAUCAUCGGCGGCACCGGGAAGUACCAGAACGCCAAGGGCUUCGCCGCCAUUCAGACGCUGCAAACCGACGAUCAGCACACCACCGACGGUGGAAAAAACAUGCUCCAGUUCAACGUUCACCUCUCCUGA